Molecule: messenger RNA, 1001 nt
Organism: Cajanus cajan (pigeon pea)
Lineage: Eukaryota; Viridiplantae; Streptophyta; Magnoliopsida; Fabales; Fabaceae
Product: protein LIGHT-DEPENDENT SHORT HYPOCOTYLS 10
Biological process (GO): mRNA transcription; response to light stimulus
Cellular component (GO): nucleus
Source: RefSeq, a predicted model, not a curated record
AGACCACAAGACCUGAUUUUCUUCUUUCUCCACUGCACCAACACAUUCUUUCAAGUUCACCUCAUUCCUUCUCUCACUCAUCCUGUUAUUUCUUCCCAAACCUCCAUAUCCAACCAUCCAUACCCAUUAAUUCUUCUUCUUCCCAUCGUUACCAGCCAAACAUGUCCACCCAAAUUCAAAAUGGUUCUUCUCACUCUCACGCCUCCUCAUCAUCUUCACAACACCCUCCUUCCAAUCAACAACCACUGAGCCGGUAUGAAUCACAAAAGAAACGAGACUGGAAUACCUUUGGACAGUACCUGAAGAAUCAGAGUCCUCCAGUUCCUCUCUCUCAGUGCAACUUCAACCAUGUGUUGGAUUUCCUUCGGUACCUUGAUCAAUUUGGGAAGACCAAGGUCCACUUGCACGGUUGCAUCUUCUUUGGGCAACCCACCCCUCCGGCGCCAUGUGCCUGCCCUCUCAGGCAGGCAUGGGGUAGCCUGGAUGCCCUCAUCGGGCGGCUUCGCGCCGCCUAUGAAGAGCAUGGUGGGUCGCCGGAGACUAAUCCCUUUGGAGGCGGAGCCAUUCGGGUGUACCUGCGUGAGGUGAAGGAGUGCCAGGCAAAGGCUAGAGGGAUCCCAUAUAAGAAGAAGAAAAAGAAGAGGAACCCAAUUAAGGGGACUCAAAGUGCAAAAGAUAUCGAGCACCAAGUUUCUUGAGAUGAGAGAUAUAUAGGAACGAGCCAUACGAACGAGUUGAUUGAAUGGAGCAGAUUUGGCACUUCGAAAAAGAUGUGGUAAAAAGUAUUAUCUCCUCUGCUGCUUGGACCAAAAAUUAUUACAAAAUAUCACAGUGAUCGAUAUUUCACUAAGUAUAGUUCAGAACAAUAAUCCUUUUAGUCCCAUUUACUCUCCGGAAAUCUUAAAUGUAUGUUAGAGAUGUACAACCUUGUAACUUCUUCUAACAUAAGACCUCUUCUCCAAAAUAGAAACAAUGAGAAUGGCUAGCUUUACAGUCUUGCA